UAGAUUCUAUCACUCUCACUGUUUUUAUUAUAUUGUCUGUAAGACUAGAGACAAAGAAAAGAUGAAACUUCUGUUAGCUGAUCUACUUUUAUUACUAAUAAGCCUUGGCUGGUUUCUAUCAAGUACUGUGCAAAGUCAACAACAAUGUGCAAGAAAGUUUAUGGAUCUAUCUUUAGUGACAUAUAGAGCAGAACGCAUUUCAAAUAAUGCAGUUGGUAAUGACUUGGACAAUGAGCUCAGAGUCCUUCAAGAGUAUCAGUUCAAUUGUUCAUCUACUAAUAUAACCAGUCUUAUAUUGGGUAUUGAUGUAAGAUCUGGCUAUACUAUGUUUCCCAGUGUCCAGGUUUAUUCAACUGACGGUAGUCUAGUGACUGGUAGUGAGAGAACUAUUUAUUAUUCUCCCUCUAAUGUCAGUACUAGUGGAGUGUUUGAAUAUCCACUCAAUCCUCCUAUACCAGUAAUGAAUGGAGACCUGUUAGCUGUAUCACAACCACCUCAAGCGAGCAGUGUUGUUAGAAUCUAUUAUACUCUUCCAGGGGUCACCUUUCGUAGCAGUCGGCAUUCACUUAGCACAGAAAAUGUUAAUUCAAAUGGUUCUUCAAUCACAAAUCAGUUGAUAUUAGUAUAUCCAGUAACAGAUGGAUACUGUGUUAAUAGUGUCAAUUCAAUCAAUGCUUCAAUUAUUAAAGAAAAUGCUUUUAAAAUACAUGACUCUGAUCGGCCAAGUGAUAACAGACAAUACUUGUAUCCAGAUAUAGUGUUCUCUUGUAAUGGUUCACUUACUAAAUGGAUCUAUGGAGGUAUUGAUCAUGGUAACAAUCCUCCUAAUAGACUACCUGAGCUCCAAAUAUGGCGUCAACUGGGUCCCAAUAAUUACAAUAAAACAGGAUCUAGUUUAGUUAACGCUAGUGCAAUGAUUGGUACUAAUCUCUAUGAAUUUAUUCCUCAGAAUCCAUUGCAGCUCCAGGAAGGAGACAUAUUUGGUUUCUAUUUUCCAGAAAGAUCUGAAAGUCAAUUGAGUAUCUAUGAACAGGAUGGUAAUGGACCAGUCAACCUAAGGUACAGCUCAAAUGUUCCUCUAUCAUCAAUAAGUCAAGCAUUAUCUACUUUUGCAAAUAAUUUUCCACUAGUUUCAGUUGAAGUUUCAGUGUCUACAAUGCCACCUAUUAUGUCAACAACUACUCCUACUACUACUACUAUUACUGUGAUAUCUGCUAGCUCAUAUGCAACACUAUCAACUGCUAUCCUCAGCAGCAUAGAACCAUCUUCUCUCCCAUCAUCUGUAGUCAGUACAUCCACAUCAUCUACUACUGCAAACACAACACCAGUUGCAGUAUACAUAAUUGUAGGCAUUGUAGUAUGUAUCAUUCUUGCCUCUUUAGUAAUAAUAGUGCUGUCUGUUGCUGUUUGCAUCAAGAAAAGAUCCAAUAAAAAAGAAAAUGUUGUUAUUGAAGCAGAUGUUAGUUUAUCGCUAAAAUUUAUGCCUGCUGGGAAAGGAAGCGAUAACUCUAAUACAGCCACAGAAGAUAAUGAUAGCAAUGAUUUCACUAUUUCUAAUAUGAAUGAUAACCCAGCAUAUGGUACUGCUAGCGCUCUUACUAAUAGUGGUAAUGCCACUGCUGUGAUAAUACAAGAUAACCUAGCAUAUGCCAGCACUGAUAUUGUGUCCAACAAUAAUAAUAAUAGAUCUACAGGAGUAUAUGAAGUAGUUGAAGCACCAAACUUUGAAUCACCGAAUUCUAAUUGUCAAGAUGGUGACAUAGAUAAUGACUAUAUAUAGAAUUAAAAAUAUAUUUUAAUAAUGUUUUUUAUUAGUAUGAGUUAUUAGCAGUAA
Molecule: messenger RNA, 1834 nt
Organism: Amphimedon queenslandica
Lineage: Eukaryota; Metazoa; Porifera; Demospongiae; Haplosclerida; Niphatidae
Exons: 4
Coding region: 62-1780 (572 amino acids)
Source: RefSeq, a predicted model, not a curated record